AUGAAAUAUCUAUUCAAUAUUAUUUUUUUACAUUUUAUUUUGGCUGAACCUAAAAUCAAUCUUCAUUAUACGAAUUGGAUAAAUGAGAAUGAUAGUAAUAAUGUAUUAAAACAUGAUUGUUUACGCAUUCCUGUUUCGAUUGAUAAGACAAGAAUAAGUCGUGAAAUCAUUUCCUACUGUAUGGAUGAAUUACCAUCGAAAUUUCCUAUUGAAAAUGAUAAAUUUCCAAAAUUUACCUUUGCUGAACUUUCGAAACGCAAAAUUACAAGUCAACAAUUAUAUCUUUGGUCAGCACCGAUUGAUUUGGUUGAACUUUAUCAAUUCUAUUUAAAUCAAUUACCAACAUCAAAUGAUAAGUCUCUCGAGACACAACUUUUCUAUAAUUGUACGUUACCAAUGUUUGGUCCGAUGUGUCAAUAUGAAAUUGAUUAUAAUCCUCAUUUGGAUUCAACUUUAUAUGAUAUUAUUCGUAGACAUUCCCGGGUACCUUUACAUAGCGAAAUUCCCGUAUGUUAUGUUUAUUUACAAUGUAAUCGUGGUCCUUAUCCAGCAUGUCUUAGUUGGCAAGAAAUUUGUGAUGGAAGACUCGACUGCGUCGAUGGAAAAUUCGAUGAAGAACAUUGCUGGCAACUUGAAAUCAAUGAAUGUAAUGAUGAUGAAUUUCGAUGUACGAAUGGGCAGUGUAUACCAAAGUCGUUCUACCGAGAUGAUCCAUAUACUUAUGAUUGUCUUGAUACUUCUGACGAAAUUCAAUUCAGUCUUACAAAGGAUAUCCCAUGUUCAACACUUGCACCAUCAUUCGGAUGUGAAGAGAAAGUACGUUUAUAUUCCCAGUCGCAUAAAGUUUCGGUACUAGAAAUUCCAACUACUCUGAUUAAAGGAUUAUAUUCGGUCAAAGAUGAUUCGAUCUCGGAACAAUGUUGGUUAGCUUUUAACUGUCUCAUUGGAGAAAACUUUCGUUUUCCGUUUCCUAUACCAAAACAAUGUCUAGAAAUAUUUCAGAAGACAUGUCCCGAUAUGUUCUUCUUUCCGAAUACUCCAAUGUUUCUUGGUGAGAUUUAUCUUGCAUAUAGAAAAGACGAAUUAUUACCGUAUCCGCUAGGAUUUCUUAAAAUACAUUAUAUAUGUUAUAACAGUUCUCGUUAUGAUGAAUAUUUUAUUCGUUACCGAAUGGUACUAUUCAAAAACAAAAAGUGUUUUCGUUUUGCACCGAUUACGAAUCUUUUCCCUACAUUUUCAUUGCCAGGUGUAUAUAAUUCUUUUAUGGGUGGGAUUAUCAAUGAACUGAAAAGAUACACCUUACUUUUUGAUUACAAUCGUGCACUCUGUAAUAGAUCACAAAUGUAUCAAUGUCAGAAUUCGUCUAAAUGUAUUUCAGAAUAUCGUAUCUUGGAUUCCGAAGCUAAUUGUCCUUAUCAAGAUGAUGAAAGACUUACUCUUUUGGAACAUAUCGGUUCGACUGAAGUUCGAAAACAACGUUAUAAAUGUGAAAUUUAUAACAUCUAUAUUAGUUUGGUAAAUGUUGGUGAUGGUUUCUGCAAUUGUAGAAUUACCGGUACUGACUGGUGUGAAGAUGAAGAUUUGUUGAUACUUCAUGCGGUAAAGAAUAUUUCAUUUCAAUAUAUCUGUGAUAGUUUUACGAAUAUGAUUCCAAUCAUUGUCGAAGGAAAGAACAACACAGAUGAAACAGAAUGCGAACAAUGGUCGUGUAAUAAUAUUUAUACUCAUUGUGAUGGUGUAUGGAACUGUCCGAGAGGUGAAGAUGAAUUCGAUUGUGAUUUAUCUUCAAAAUUAAAUUGUUCUUCAGAUCAUCACUUAUGUGUCUCACCUGAUAUAAUAGAACUCACAUGUUUACCUGUUGAGAAAGGAAAUGAUGGUAAUAUUGACUGUCUAGGUGCCACUGACGAGCCAAUGUUAUGUAGGCAAAUUGGUUACAUGAUGUAUCUGGGUGAGUUUUACUGUCUUGUCAAAGGUCAAGCACUAUGCAUUUCUUCUGAUUUGCUAUGCGAUGAUCACAUUCUUUGUGAUCAUGCAGAAGACGAGCGAUUUUGUACAUCACGGCACAAUUCUUCUCAAAUUUCUGGUACUUCUCACUCGAACUAUUCACCUCUAAAUUCUGAUGCUGAAAAAUUUUUGUAUAAAGCAGCAAAGCGAAAACCGAAACGACCAACCAAGUAUUUUUCAUUAGUUGGUAUGCCUAAAGCUGCAAAUAAUAAAACAAAGGGUAUAUCGGAUGCGAUGACACGAAGAAUAUUUCAACUUCAUCAAAAUAAUUGUCAUCGUGGUUUUCCUGUAUAUACUUGGUUGAACAGCAAAAACUUCUCAAAAAAUGAAACGUGUUUUUGUCCACCCAAUUAUUAUGGUGAUCAAUGUCAAUAUGAAAAUCAACGAGUAAGUUUAACCAUUCAAUUUCGAGCAUUAUCCGAUUCUUGGUCAACAUUAUUUGCAAUAAUUAUUUUACUUAUUGAUGAUAGUGACGAAAGAAUAAUUCAUUCAUAUGAACAAUUCACUUAUUUGUCAACGAGAGAUUGUAAAACCAAAUUUAAUAGUUAUUUACUUUACUCAACUCAUCCAAAAAACCACACAAAAAAUUAUGCGAUACAUAUUGAUAUCUACGAAAAAGUUACAUUAAUCUAUCGAGGAAGUUUAUUGUAUCCAGUAACAUUUUCAUUUCUACCUGUUAACCGUCUAGUCCAUAUAGGUAUUAUUCCACGAUCUACUGAAAACUUUGAGACUUGUUCAAUGCCUCAAUGUGUUCAUGGUAAAUGUAUCAGAUAUUCGAAUAAUCCACAAAAUGCUGUUUUUUGUCAAUGUAAUCAAGGAUGGUCCGGAAGAUAUUGUACAACUCCACAUACUUCUAUAUGUUCUCCUGAUUCAAAAUCUAUUGAUUUAUCUGUUUACAAUCGAUCUGUAUGUGUUUGUCCUAUUAAUAAAUUUGGUUAUAGAUGUCUUCUACCUGAUACAAUUUGUCAAAUGAACAAUAGUUUAACAUGUUACAAUGGCGGUCAAUGCAUUCCUAAUGAUGAAUAUGUAAUAUCGAAUCAUACAUUUACAUGUAUUUGUCCCAAAGGUUAUAUUGGUGAUCAAUGUGAAAUAGGUGAAAACAAAAUAAUUUUGUCAUUUGGAAAGAAAAUUGCUUUAUCUCAAUCGAUAUUUAUUCAUUUCCUACAAGUUAUUGAUGAUCUCAAACCAUUAAGAAUGACUACUUUUCGCACGAUUUCUCUUGUUGAAAAUUCAAUUACAAUUUAUUGGUCACAACCAUUCCAUCUUAUGUUUAUUGAAUUCUUCAAGAGCAAUUAUUAUUUAAUUGUUACUGAGACAAAUUUUCAACAAUCAAUAACAACAAAAAAAAUGGUAAAUCCAUCAGAUCUUUGUCAAUAUAUAAGUGAAUUAUUUAAUGAAACAUUUGUUAAAAUGCAUCCUAUUCGUCGUAUCAAAUAUUAUCAUUUACCAUGUCGAAGAAAUUUAUCAGAUCUUUCUUGUUUUUACGAUGAUCAACGUAUUUGUUUCUGUUAUGAUUUUAAAAAAGAACGUUUAGCAAAUUGUUUUGAUUUUGAUCACAAUAUGACAUCUGAUUGUUUAGGUAAAAGUGUUUGUAAAAACGAAGGUAAAUGUUUUCAAGAUAGUCCAGAUUGUCCAAGAAGGUCAAUGUGCAUUUGUCCAGACUGUUUUUAUGGAGCACGAUGUCAAUUUAGUUCAAAUGGUUUUGGUUUAUCACUUGAUGCUCUUUUAGGUUAUCAUAUUCAACCAAAUAUUANGACCUCGUAA
Molecule: messenger RNA, 3768 nt
Organism: Rotaria sp. Silwood2
Lineage: Eukaryota; Metazoa; Rotifera; Eurotatoria; Philodinida; Philodinidae
Source: the annotation of a GenBank genome assembly